CUUCUCAGUUUCCUCUUCUGUGAUCCUUGUUCUUCAUGUGAGUAUCUAAACAGGUACUUGAGCUGUUAAAAAGAGAAUAUGUCUUACGUACCACCACAUAAACGACAUGAAAAUGUAGGAAUGAGAGGAUCCUCUGUUCCACCUUCUCUUCGUCCGAAGCUUAAUAAAAACCUCGGGAGUGCUGAUACAAAGUUCAUCAACGCGAAGGAUUGCAUUACUAGAUGGUUUCUCGUUUGUUUAGAAUCAGAGGACAACAACUUUCAACUGGUGCCUGUUUCUUCAUUAUGGAGGAGGGACGCUGAAGAAAAGUCUUUGGCAAUCUUAACGAAGAGUGAGAUUGGAAAACUGGAUACUCCAUGGUUAUGGUUGACAGAGAAGGUGGAAGAUGAUCUUAUAAUAGGAUUUGAUAGGGCAAAAAAGACGUUGCUACGUUAUGGAUCAGAGGAUGUCAAACCAAGACUGAUUGCUCGGUUUGGAACUCUAACAGAUGGUCCGUUAACUCAAAGCAUAUUGGAAAAAUUGAGGAAAACUUUGAUUACAGAUGUCCCAAAGUCUUAUUUCGAGAACAUUGGCUUUGGAGUAGUACACAAUAUGGGAUUCUGUGUUGAAGAACCCAAGGAGUUGUAUCAUGUGAAGGUAUCAGACAACACACGUCCUGAUGUAACCAUCUCCUGUAAAUGUAUGGUGGACCAACAAAAUAAAGGACUCAGUUUUUACAAGGCUGAGCUUAAUGCUUUGAGGCACUUAAAUCUUGACGUAUCAUGCCUUGAUCAAGAUCUUGACAUGAGGUUGCUAGUUGACUCAAAAAGGACAUUAACCAAUCUCUCUGAGACUGAGAUUAAGAAUCUUAAAGAUCUGACAGAUUCAGCGGUGAUAGAUCCAAAUGUGAGAGGCGGGUUAAAGUGGCCUCUUGGGAAAUCUUCUUGUGCGGAUCGAUACAAUGUCUGUGGCGUUUGGCAUACCGUAACUACGACAUACAAAAACGAAACUCUCAAGCUUCAGAUCAUAGAGGCUGACAGAUAUGAUUUCAGAACUGGAGUUGGAGAAACCACAAGGGAAGUGGAUCUCAAAGUUAAAGCCUUGAGCACUAUACUAGUAAAGGAGGAAAAUGUGGAGAGGAAGUGUGUUUCAGACAUGCUGAAAGCAGUUUGGGAUUACUUUUUGAAAGCAGUGUAGUGCAGUCACACUGUGUUUUUUUGGGUGUGUUUUCCAGUUUGUGCUACUUAACUCCAAACUUUACUGCUUUUUUCAGAUUUUGGUUCAUCUAAUACUUCGCAGCUUUUGGGACUGUAAAAAGUAUUUGAUAAAU
Molecule: messenger RNA, 1309 nt
Organism: Camelina sativa (false flax)
Lineage: Eukaryota; Viridiplantae; Streptophyta; Magnoliopsida; Brassicales; Brassicaceae
Source: RefSeq, a predicted model, not a curated record